CCAUCCCACUCGGUUCAUCUCGCGGAUGCUGCGACCGAGCUCCUGUGUGCGCGGGCUCUCGCAGUGGCUCAACCCCUCCUCCUCCUCCUCCUCCUCCAAAGAUGUCGCAUGAGCUUCUCCUCUCACCGCGGCGUCUCUUUUCUUUUCUUUUUCUCCCAGUGCCCUUAACAGUUAACCUAAUUCUGUCAAAUUAGCAGCUCUCACCGCCGGGAGCAGCUAGCCCUCGUCUCGGAGCACGGACUGCCCCCCUCCCUACAACGGAGGUGUUUAAACCCUCAACCCGGCGCAUCCUCUCUCUCUCUCCGUCUCUCUCUCUCUGACUCUCUCUCUCCUCAAUCGCCGCAGAACUCCGCCGACCAACCGUCAGGUGACCGCGCGGAGCGGAAUAUUCAUCAGCACCGUCGUCGUCUUUCAUCCCUCCACUCCUUCGGACUCCAGGCAACCGGAGCUGCCGCAGCCCCGGUCCCUCUUGUAUACUCUCAUCCGGUCUGGGACAUUCUCCGCUCCACGCACACGCAGAUUAACGGGGAUUCUGCCUCCCCGCCCGCGCGCUGAUGCUGAUGUCCUUGAGCUCGGCCUGCACGGUCCUGGAGGGGCAGCAGUAGCUACCUCUGAACUGGAUCCACUUCCUGUCUCUGAUUUAUCAGCCGCCUUUGCCUUGCUCGCCCCUCUCUCCAUCCGUCCAUCAUCCCUCCAUCCCCGUCUGUAAGCCUGUCAGCCCGUCCGUCCGUCUGUCCAUGGACUGGCCGUGACCCUGGAGGGAGGGGGACAGAAACGAGGAAAGAGCGGAGUCGCAGAGGAGACGAAGGAAAAGAAAGCUGGAUUCAUUCAGACAUCACACUUCUGAAGUGCCCCUGCUUGCCGUCCUUGAUCCCCCUCACCCUCCUCCUCCUGCUAUGGAGAAUUAAAGGAGCAGUGGGAGGCUAGGCCAAGAUAGUGAGGAGAAAAAAAAAAAAAAACAACCAACGCCCCUUGAUUGCUCUUAAAUGAAAUUAAAAAAGGGUUUAAGUGUAUCAUUAUAAUUACACAUUUUUAUAAGUGGGAAAUCAAGAUCCAACCAAGAUUCUGACUGUUGAGCACAUGAACAGCCCUCCACCAACCAAACGAAAGGGGAACUGAGUUGAGGACAGACUGCAGAGAGAAGGGAGGACCAAAACAGAAAAAAACCUUACUGACAUGUCAACAACAGCCACUAUGGGAGAAAUGGCAAACAGCGCAGUGGAGUUUUAUCCCAAAGGGACACGAGGCGGAGGAGGAAGGGCAGAUGGCAGCCAUGCAGGGGGAGACUUUGGGGUCACAGUGACAGAGCUCAGGGAGUUGAUGGAGCUCCGAGGGAAUGAUGCCCUACAGAAGAUCCAGGACAGCUAUGGAGACACAGAAGGGCUCUGCCAGAGACUACAGUCCAGCACCACUGAUGGUCUCAGUGGGGACCCGGCAGACCUGGAGCGUCGGUGCCAAACAUACGGCCAAAACUUCAUCCCCCCGAAGAAGCCCAAGACUUUCCUGGAACUUGUGUGGGAGGCCUUACAGGAUGUUACACUCAUCAUCUUGGAGGCUGCCGCCAUCAUCUCCUUGGGACUCUCUUUCUACCAGCCUCCCGGAAAGGAAACCGAAUCGUGUGGUAAUGUGGUGGGGUCUGCAGAGGAUGAAGGGGAGGGUGACACCGGCUGGAUUGAGGGAGCUGCCAUCCUCCUGUCUGUGGUGUGUGUCGUCCUGGUGACGGCAUUUAAUGACUGGUCCAAAGAGAAGCAGUUUCGGGGUCUACAGAGUCGGAUUGAACAAGAACAGAAGUUCACUGUCGUGCGUAAAGGGAAUGUCAUCCAGAUCCCUGUGGCUGACAUGGUGGUGGGGGACAUCGCCCAGGUCAAAUACGGGGACCUGCUGCCAGCUGAUGGUAUCUUGAUCCAAGGCAACGAUCUGAAGAUAGAUGAGAGCUCUCUUACAGGAGAGUCUGACCAUGUACGCAAAUCUGUGGAUAAGGACCCUAUGCUGCUCUCAGGUACCCAUGUGAUGGAGGGCUCAGGCAGAAUGCUGGUGACAGCUGUGGGUGUCAACUCGCAGACUGGCAUCAUCUUCACCCUGCUGGGUGCUGGAGAGGUGGAGGAAGAUGGGAAGGAGAAGAAAGGAAAACAACCUGAUGGAGCUGUGGAGAACAAUCAGAACAAAGCCAAGAAGCAGGACGGGGGUGUUGCCAUGGAGAUGCAGCCCCUGAAAAGUGCAGAAGGAGGGGAGGUAGAGGACAGAGAGAAGAAGAAGACCAACGUUCCGAAGAAAGAGAAGAGUGUGCUGCAGGGCAAGCUCACCAAACUUGCUGUUCAAAUUGGCAAAGCAGGUUUGGUGAUGUCGGCCAUCACUGUCAUCAUUCUGGUGCUGUACUUCGUCAUCAACACGUUUGUCGUUGAAGGUCACACGUGGUUGACAGAGUGUACUCCAGUCUACAUUCAGUACUUUGUCAAGUUCUUCAUCAUUGGAGUCACUGUGCUGGUGGUGGCUGUCCCAGAAGGCUUACCCCUUGCUGUCACCAUCUCUCUGGCUUACUCUGUCAAGAAAAUGAUGAAGGACAACAACCUUGUACGCCACCUGGAUGCGUGCGAGACCAUGGGCAAUGCCACGGCCAUCUGCUCAGACAAGACCGGCACCCUCACAACCAACCGCAUGACUGUGGUGCAGACUUACCUCGGUGACGUGCACCAUCGUGUGAUCCCGGACCCUGGACAGGUCAACCCCCGGACACUGGAUCUGUUAGUCAAUGCCAUUGCUAUCAACAGUGCCUACACCUCCAAGAUCUUACCGCCUGAUGUGGAGGGGGGUCUGGCUAAGCAGGUGGGCAACAAGACAGAGUGUGGCCUGCUGGGAUUUGUAUUAGACCUGCAGCAGGACUACGCCCCUGUCAGAGAGCAGAUCCCUGAGGAACGACUGUACAAGGUGUAUACGUUCAACUCAGUGCGUAAAUCCAUGAGUACGGUGAUCAAGCUGCCUGACGGUUCCUUCCGCCUCUACAGCAAAGGUGCCUCUGAGAUCAUGCUGAAGAAGUGUUCCUAUAUCCUAGAUGCCAAUGGAGAAUCGCGCACUUUCCGCCCACGUGACAGAGAUGAGAUGGUCAAACAGGUGAUUGAGCCAAUGGCAUGUGAGGGAUUGAGGACCAUCUGCAUUGCAUACCGCGACCUGCCGUCAAACCCAGAGCCAGAUUGGGAAAAUGAAGCAGAAAUAGUGACAGAGUUGACCUGCAUCACUGUGGUUGGGAUAGAGGACCCUGUGCGGCCUGAGGUGCCUGAUGCCAUCCGUAAGUGCCAGCGUGCAGGCAUCACAGUACGGAUGGUGACUGGUGAUAACAUUAACACAGCAAGGGCCAUCGCUGCCAAAUGUGGCAUCAUUCACCCUGGUGAUGACUUUAUCUGUCUAGAGGGCAAAGACUUCAACCGACGAAUCAGGAAUGAGAAAGGAGAGAUUGAACAGGAAAGAAUCGACAAAAUCUGGCCCAAACUUCGUGUGUUGGCUCGAUCCUCACCAACCGACAAACACACACUGGUCAAAGGCAUCAUCGACAGCAGCAUCGUAGAACAGAGACAGGUUGUCGCAGUAACAGGAGAUGGAACCAAUGACGGACCAGCUUUAAAGAAGGCUGAUGUGGGCUUUGCCAUGGGUAUUGCGGGGACAGACGUGGCUAAAGAGGCGUCUGACAUCAUCCUGACUGAUGACAACUUCAGCAGCAUUGUCAAGGCGGUGAUGUGGGGACGAAAUGUCUACGAUAGCAUCUCCAAGUUCCUGCAGUUCCAGCUCACGGUCAAUGUAGUGGCUGUCAUAGUGGCCUUCACCGGGGCCUGCAUCACUCAGGACUCUCCUCUGAAGGCAGUGCAGAUGCUGUGGGUGAAUCUCAUCAUGGACACGUUUGCUUCUCUGGCCCUGGCCACUGAGCCCCCCACUGAGGCCCUGUUACUACGGAAACCUUAUGGUCGGAACAACCCGCUCAUCUCACUGACCAUGAUGAAGAACAUCCUGGGCCAUGGAGUGUACCAGCUGGUCAUCAUCUUCACCUUACUGUUCAUAGGCGAGCGCAUGUUUAACAUUGACAGUGGCCGCAACGCUCCGCUCCACUCCCCACCCUCUGAGCAUUACACCAUCAUCUUUAACACCUUCGUCCUCAUGCAACUUUUCAACGAGAUCAACGCUCGCAAAAUCCACGGAGAGAGAAACGUCUUUGACGGCAUAUUUGCCAACCCCAUCUUCUGCACUAUCGUUGUGGGGACCUUCGCCGUGCAGAUCGUGAUUGUGCAGUGGGGAGGGAAGCCCUUCAGCUGUGCCCCUCUCAACGUGGAGCAGUGGCUCUGGUGUCUGUUCGUGGGAGUUGGAGAGCUCCUCUGGGGACAGGUGAUAGCCACAGUGCCAACAGAGCGGCUGCCAUGCCUGAAGGAGGCAGGGCUGGGCCUGGAGCCUGGGGAAGAGGAGGGGGAGGAGCUGGCAGAGGAUGAGGAGGAGAUUGACUGUGCUGAGAGAGAGCUGCGCCGUGGACAGAUCCUCUGGUUCAGAGGCCUGAACCGCAUCCAGACUCAGAUGGAGGUAGUGAGCACGUUCAAGCGAAGUGGUUCGUUUCAGGGAGCGGUGAGACGGCGCUCCUCUGUGCUCAGUCAGCUCCACGACAUGCGAGUGGUGAAAGCAUUCCGUAGUUCGCUGUACGAGGGCCGGGAGAAACCGGAAUCCCGCAACUCCAUCCAUAACUUCAUGGCCCACCCGGAGUUCCUCAUCAAUGACCUCAUCCACAACAUCCCGCUGAUCGACGACACUGACGUGGACGACGAAUCAGAGCUCAGCAGAUACCAGCACCUGCACCCGGCCCUUCGCAAGCCGCCACCCCCUCCCACCCAGCCCCAACCCCCAGCCCGCGUCCGCCCCACCCGCCCCUACCGCCAGUACAGCCUCCCGGUGACCCCGUGCAACCGAAACAACAACAACAACAGCAGCAGCAGCAGCAGCAUCAGUUCAACAGUCACCCACGGCAACAAAAACAGCACCAACGCAGUAACCCCCAGCAACCGGAGCCCCCACCACCACCACUACCAACACCACCAUAUCCAUCAUGGCAGGGACAGGCCGGAGAAACCCUCCGCCCCUCACCUGGCUCAUCUCUAUUGCGUGGAGACCUCCUUAUAACUGAGCUGAACAUGGGUCGGGGGGAGAGGUUAAGGGGAGGGGGAGGAGAGGGGAGCCGAAGAGAGGGCUGAGGACUCACACAUGACAUUUUCAUCCAAUCUUCCUUACAACAAGCCAACAGGAGGGAGCGAAGGACAGGGGGAGGUACCAGAGGGAGUGGACAAUGGCUGGAGACUUCUGCUCGCAACUCCCUGAGAACAUUGCGACUUUCCCUCCUUUUGCCCUUGCUCCAGCCCUCUCAGUCUGACCCGCUGACAACACCACCCCCGACCCCCUCCACCCUCGAACCCACCGCCCUAUCUGUCGCCCUCCCUUGAAGAACCUGCCCACCCCACCCUGCCUGACUGCACGCACACUUGUCACACACUCGCACAGGUCUGCUCUCGCUGCGUUUUUCUGAGUGACAGUGGGUUGGGGAGAGAUGGGGACGGACAUCCAGUUAAAAAAAAACAAAAAACGACACAUCCUUCAACACUUCAGCAGACAGGACCAUGUCAGGGCCAGAGGCGGAUUCUCUCUGUUUCUAUUGGUGUUCAUCAUUAGUGUUGUUGUCAUCACCCACCUACCUACCUGCCAUGGCACCAUAGUCAUCACCGCCAUCAUUUAUCAGGCUAGAAUCUACAGCCACUUUGAUAUCACUAAUUUGCUUGCAAUAUAAGUAAAACGCUUUGUUAAAGCUUUAACUAGACUUCAGUCAGUUCCACCCUCUGAUUCUUUUAUUUCUCAACAUAAUGGUGCUCAUUCAUUUCUUUCUUUUACAUUGGUUUCUUUCUUUCUUAUCUCUUUCUCUGAAAUUUUUACAUUCAGCUUUUUUUUAUAUAUAUAUUUUCUUUUCUUUCCUUCCUCUCUCUUUCAGUGUGUGUAUGUGUAUUGUCUUGUCUCUUCUGAAAAAAAAACAACAAAAACAUAACAAAAAUAGAAAUUGCAAGCAAAGAUACUGUUCAUUUAAACCUAAUAGUAAAUAGUAUGGCUGCAAAAAACACCUUAAGGAUGG
Messenger RNA from Epinephelus fuscoguttatus (brown-marbled grouper), 6142 nucleotides. RefSeq names its product ATPase plasma membrane Ca2+ transporting 3b (gene atp2b3b). Gene Ontology annotation, cellular component: intracellular membrane-bounded organelle; membrane. Gene Ontology annotation, molecular function: ATP binding; ATP hydrolysis activity; P-type calcium transporter activity. The transcript has 26 exons. Lineage: Eukaryota; Metazoa; Chordata; Actinopteri; Perciformes; Serranidae. Bases 1177 to 5148 code for a protein of 1323 amino acids. Gene Ontology annotation, biological process: regulation of cytosolic calcium ion concentration; calcium ion transmembrane transport. The record is from RefSeq and is a predicted model, not a curated record.